Cyanidioschyzon merolae strain 10D is the source of this 1680-nucleotide messenger RNA. RefSeq lists its product as hypothetical. The record is from RefSeq and is a predicted model, not a curated record. The transcript has a single exon. Gene Ontology annotation, cellular component: Las1 complex; preribosome, large subunit precursor. NCBI's taxonomy places the organism in Eukaryota, Rhodophyta, Bangiophyceae, Cyanidiales, Cyanidiaceae. Gene Ontology annotation, biological process: maturation of LSU-rRNA; maturation of 5.8S rRNA. Bases 1 to 1680 code for a protein of 559 amino acids. Gene Ontology annotation, molecular function: endonuclease activity.
AUGGAGCCCUGGUACGCCUCCAGGGGGUCGUCACAGGUCUUUCACCGGCUCCUGGUGCCCUGGCGAGACGAACACGAAUGGCUGGAGGUUUGCACCGACCUGGUAAACAGCCCGGCGACGGCGAUCGCCUCUACGACCUGGCAACAGGUCCAUGUCUGGAGAGCAAGGAUGGCACUGCCACCAGCAAUAGCGGUGCUCGUGGACGCAACUGGAAGCAUGGAGCAGCUGCUCCAGACGUGUGCUGCUGUCGCAGUCGAACCGGGUCCACCGCAGUGCUCUCGGUCGCAAGCGCUCCAGACACAGCGCCUCGCAGCAGCACUGGCCUUGUCGCGGGCAGUGAGUGUGCUUACCGACCGCGUACAACAGCGACACAAGUAUGCCCAGUCCGUGGGCAACCUUGCAAAGACGCUGGGAAUCCCGGCAUUGUUGGUGGAGGUUCGACACGCAACCGUUCACCAAACGUUGCCGUCGGUGGCCGCUCUUGUCGAAGCGUACUCUGCCUGGACAGACUUUGUCCGAACACGUUAUAUUGAAACACGAAAGCGAUCGAUCGCUUCUUUCGAGAGCAACCUCCGAGCGCUGGCUCGGAUGUGGUACUCGACGAGACCCGUACCGCACCACGGCGAGCAGGGUCCAAUGCAGCAAGUCGCAGCGCCUCUGCUGCAGGCACCCGGUACCGCGGAUACCGACUCGACAGCUGCUGCCUUUGCAGAAGCGCUCUUGCAUCCCUCUGCAUACGUAGAGGUGCGCUGGUUCGCGGCACUAGUCGCUCAGCACAUGCUAGAGUACGCGCGUGAGACCAGUGCAUCGGACAACGCGUUACCUUCUCGCGAGCGCCUCGAAGCAUGGUUCCGGUAUCUCUGUCCCUUGCAUGAAACCUGGCCGCACUUUCUGCCGAGUCUCGUUUGUGCACUGGUAAUGGCGCUGAGGACAACCGCCGUGGAAACGGAAACUGCCACAACAGACGCAACCGGGAUUUCAGGGGCAACACAUUCGCCAGCAACUCCACACGCAACAGUGGUGAGCGCUUCCGUGUGGAGACCAAGCGCUGCGGUGCUCCUCGUGGGACUUUUGGAGACACUGCGAGCGCGUCUUUCACAGGCGACCUCGCUGGAACCCUGGGUCAUCGAUCACGACUGCCACUGGCUCGAGUGGCUUCUCCAUACCCAAUUUGCACAAGAAAACGAUGUAUUACGCCUGUACUGCGAGAGGUGGAUCCAACAGAGCCGGGUCGGGAAACGUAGACAAGCACCGCGGGAACGAACAAGUCGCACCCUGAAGAAAACGCCCGCCCUGUGGCAUCAGACGAAGCGCUGGCGUUGGCGUUGGUGCUGGUGGUGGCAACACAGCCUUCGAUAUCGAGCGGCUGUGAGCUGGAAAACGGGCCCUUCGCCGCGUUGGGAGCCCCAGUUCGGGCCCUUGUAUGGUGCCUGGCGUCGCUGUGUGAGUUGGCCAACGUGCCCGCUGGGUACGCUUCCCGUCGGUUACGACGCUGCAGCGGUUCAGCGUGGAACCUCGCUGGGGAUGUGCUCCGCGGAUCCCGCUACCAACACCGUGUUCACUGCGAAGGAGAACGAGCUCGCCCAGCGUCUUGUCCAGCGGACGCUCUACCUGCUCGAUGAAUACGACCAAGUCGAGCACCAAGCAGGAAUGAGCGCUUGCGCGGAUGCGUCCACGUAG